UUGCUCGGAGCAGGAGUGGCUGAUCCCUGGGAGCAGUGGGGAGCCCAGACCUCUGGCCCCAUCUGCUUGUGCUCUGGGGCAGAGCUCUCUGGCCUCCCCUCUGCAGACUGCAGGAAGGAAGGUUGGUGUGCGGGACGUCUCAAAGGUUUGGUGUCAGGGAUCGUACCUGACAGGGCUGCACUCACUCUGCUGCCGAAAUUUCAAAAUGAUCAAAGGAACCACAGUAGAGUGAAGAAAUACUACAUUUGCUGAUGAAUUCUGCGGCCUGUAAUGAGUUCAUCCCAGGAAGCAAAAUUCACGCUUGCUGCAAGAAGUCCUGCAAAAUAAUAAUUGGAAAAAAAGCAGGGGGAAAAAAAAGCCAUAAAAAAGAUCCUAGCAGCACCAAUAUGCAUUGAUUUAGAGAUUCAUGCGUGAGACUCCUGGUUUUGGGAAGACUAACUGUCUUGCUUUUGGAAGCACUGGAAAUCUGAAGUUCAUGCUCAUGAGAAGUCAAAUUCAAGAGCCCGUGUUACUCAGUGUGGCUGCGGAUUGCAGAGGCGACAGUAACAAGUCAAGCAUUCUCUGUGAAGAAGGAGUUUCAGCUGUGUCCUUGUGUGUGCACUGCCGGCUGAGAGAAAUAGCAGCCAGGCUGGGAUAAAAUGCCAGCGAGGGGUAAAUACUUCUUCAGUGAAAGCGAUGACUGCAGGAUCACAGACCCUCUCUAUGAGAAGUACCGUUACACGAGCCAGCAGCUUCCACUCCUGCUACUGCUGCUCUUCAUUGCAAUCAUCUUCUGGACCACACUAAUUAUUAUCUUUUUUGUCAAAGAUGAAGCACGUAUUCAUCUUGCCUUCAUUAUUGCAGUAUGUGCUGUUCUUGUCAUAUUUUCAGUCAUGUACUUACUUUUAUGUAUCGAAUCCUUAUUUCGGAGAUGGCUAACCUUAUUUGGAGUUACAAUUUGGAUUUGCUUCUUAACGAUAGGUUACAUUCCUCUUCUUGAACGAGGAGAUUAUUUUUCAGCAUGGGAACAGGUGCCAUUUUUUCUGUUCAUAAUCUUCACAGUGUAUACCAUGCUACCCUUUGGGAUGAGAGAUGCAAUCAUAAUUAGUGUUCUUUCUGCUCUCUCCCAUAUUAUCGUUCUAAGUGUGUUAUCCAAGGAUUCUUAUGCAGAUAAAAGAUCCAUUCUGUUUCAGGUACUUGCCAAUGCUGUCGUUUUCCUUUGUGGUAAUUUGAUGGGUGCAUUUCACAAACGCCAGAUGCAGGUUGCUUCGUGGGAUUUGUAUAGAUACACGUUAAAGUGCAUUCAGGUCCGAAUGAAACUGAAGAUUGAAAAGAGGCAACAAGAAAAUUUGCUUUUAUCCAUACUGCCAGCUCAUAUAUCUAUGGAAAUGAAGCUGGCAAUCAUAGAGCGACUAAAGGAAACUAAUGAUAAUAGGCAAAUGCAUGACAACAACUUCCACAUUCUAUACGUUAAAAGGCAUGAAAAUGUUAGUAUUCUCUAUGCAGACAUUGUAGGAUUUACUCGCCUUGCCAGUGACUGCUCUCCUAAGGAACUAGUAGUGAUGCUGAAUGAACUUUUUGGAAAGUUUGAUCAGAUUGCAAAGGAGAACGAAUGCAUGAGAAUAAAAAUCCUGGGAGAUUGUUACUACUGUGUCUCAGGACUACCUGUGUCCUUGCCGGUCCAUGCCAGAAACUGUGUUAAAAUGGGACUGGACAUGUGUGAAGCAAUAAAGCAGGUGAGAGAAGCUACAGGUGUGGAUAUCAACAUGAGAGUUGGCAUUCAUUCUGGGAACGUGCUGUGUGGUGUGAUCGGCCUCCGCAAGUGGCAGUACGACGUCUGGUCUCACGAUGUUUCCUUAGCCAACCGUAUGGAGUCUGCAGGCGUACCUGGUCGUGUACACAUCACUGAAGCAACGCUAAAUCACUUGGGCAAGGCUUAUGAAGUAGAAGAAGGAAAUGGACACCUUAGAGAUCCUUACCUUGAAUCCAUGAAUAUCAAAACCUACUUGGUGGUUGAUCCAAGGUCCAAACAGCGCAUAUCAAAUAAUCAUCUUCCUAAAACAAGAGUGAAUGAUGGGCUGAAGAUGCGGGCAUCUGUUCGGAUGACACGUUAUUUAGAGUCCUGGGGAGCAGCCAGGCCCUUUGCCCACCUAAACCACAGAGAAAGUGUGAGCAGUGACUCUUCGACUUCACAAGGAAGGCAAAGAAAGGAAAUACCUCUGUGUUCCACUGGGCGCCAGAGGACUUCUGACAGAAAUUCCUCUCAGAAGGGAAGAAUAGAGGAAGAUAUUUAUGAUGAAAUGAUGUCAACCAUUGAAGGACUCAGUUCAACUAACCCAUGGUGUGGCAAAUCUGAUGACUUCUGUGGAUUUUCACUGAUAUUUGCAGAACCUGGUCUUGAAAAAGAGUAUCGCACCAUUACCAUUCUGAAACUGAAGAGUUACUUUGCGUGUGCAAGUUUUGUGUUCCUCUGUAUUUUUCUGAUACAAGUGUUUGUAAUGCCCAAAACUGCAAAACUAGGAAUUUCCUUUGGCAUCGUUGGAAUCAUCAUUGUACUUAUUUUGUUUGUGUGCUUUGCUGAGAAAUGUAUGAAGUGCUGCUCAGAAAGGUGGCCUUUCCUACGCCGUCUUUGCAUUAUCUCAGAAAAAGUGGAAACAAUGCCUUUACUUAGGCUUCCUUUAGCAUUCAUCACCAUAGGUGCCUUGUUGAUUAUAGCCAUUUUUAACUUGACUACUGAAAGGAACAGUGCUGCAAACUUUACUGGAUCAAAUGGCUUGAAUGGCACUGCCAAUGCGACCUAUGUCUUCAUUUCUCAGUCAUUUGAAAACACAACUGAAUACUUCGUUGAAGAAACUUAUUAUGCUUAUUGCUGCAUUUUGGGGUUCAUUGCUUGCUCAGUAUUCCUUCAAAUGAGCUUCGAACUCAAAGUUCUCCUCCUGUCCAUUGCUGUAACUGUAUACCUCAUCAUUUUUAAUACCCUUCCAUAUAGAAACACGAGUGUCUCUGUCAACGUUACCAGGCUUUUCAUUGAAGAGCCAAGAGUAAUGAUUAAUAUAUAUCUGGUUCUGUUCUACAUAACCCUAAUGUUACUUGCAAAGCAGAUUGACUAUUACUGUCGACUGGAUUGUCUGUGGAAGAAUAAGUUUAAAAAAGAACAUGAGCAGUUUGAAACAAUGGAGAAUGUCAACAGGCUGUUACUGGAAAAUGUACUUCCAGCACACGUCGCUGCCUAUUUCAUUGGUGAAAAGCGAAAUGAGGACUGGUACCAUCAAUCUUAUGACUGUGUCUGUGUCAUGUUUGCAUCAGUGCCAGAUUUUAAGGUGUUUUAUACUGAGUGUGAUGUCAAUAAAGAAGGUCUGGAAUGCUUGCGACUGUUGAAUGAAAUCAUUGCUGAUUUUGAUGAGCUCUUGUUAAAACCUAAAUUCAGUGGUGUUGAAAAAAUAAAAACAAUUGGAAGCACUUACAUGGCAGCAGCUGGCCUCAGUGUCACACCGGGCCAAGAGAACAACCAGGAUAAGGAGAGACAACAUGCACACAUUGGGAUUAUGGUGGAAUAUGGAAUUGCCUUGAUGAGUAAACUGGAUGGCAUCAACCGACAUUCCUUCAACAACUUCCGAUUACGUAUUGGGAUAAAUCAUGGUCCUGUGAUUGCUGGUGUAAUUGGUGCCCGGAAGCCUCAGUAUGAUAUCUGGGGUAACACCGUUAAUGUUGCCAGCAGGAUGGAGAGUACAGGGGAGCUUGGAAAAAUCCAGGUCACAGAAGAAACGAGUAGAAUACUACAGGACCUGGGAUAUUCGUGUGAAUGUAGGGGACUCAUUAACGUCAAAGGAAAGGGAGAACUGAGGACUUACUUUGUUUGCACCGAGACAGCCAAAUUCCAAGGUAUUGGACUGAACUGAGGCUAAGACAAAGUUAAUGCAAGUAGGCUUUGAACUGCCUCCCUUCUGUGAAGACUUAGAACUUCCCUCCUUAUGUGAAGGAGACUAUUCUAAAAAUACACAGAUAGUAUUCAUAGUUCUUCUGCAUCGAAAGAUAGGAGAAUGUGUGUGUUUUUGGUGUUUAUUUUUUUCAGUUUUUUUUAAUCUUCGAAAGAAGCUCUGAAAAGUUCCUAGCAAACCACCAGUCUGAGAAAGACUGCCUUUUCCUGAAAGGAUUUCAGGAUUUACCUGGAAUUGCCGUGAAGCAUUCUCUGUUGGUUCCUUUCUUUACUUGCACUGUGAGAGUCUAAUAGCUCCAGUAACAAACUAUGUGGAUGCACUGCUGAGCUCCUUUCCUGUUAAAAUAUUCCACUGCUUCAUUUUUUGUCACAUAGCACACAGUAUUGCAUUUGUCACAGACGUAUUGAAAUGAUUCUCCAGGCGCCGCACAUCCUGCUAUUAAUGCUCAACAAACUUCAUGGCAGAAGACAGCAGAAUAAUGGAAAGAGAAAUACAAGUAAGCUCCGAGCUGAGCGCCUUUGAGGUGGAAAAAAAAAAGUAAUUGCACAGAUUUGGAUGACUUCUUCAUUAUCUUCUCCUCCUCCACUGCAGUAUCAUGUAUUAUGCAAGUGUUUUCCUAACCAGCAGCUGUCCAGAAAUCUUUCAUCUAGUUCGGGGUGUUUACAUUAUAUAUGUUGCCCCUUGUGUUUAUGCGCCUCUGUAUUUAACACCUGCAUGCAUGUAUUUUACAGUCAUACAGGAGAAUGGUCUUUAAAAAUCUGGCUUGAAAUUUCAAAAAAAUAUACCUAGUGCAGUUUCUGCUGAAUGCUUGGUUAGACAGACUCUGUUACCAGCUUCUAGCACUGACGUCCAGCUGGAAUUCUGCAUACUGACUGCAUUCUUGAAUGUUUUUGUAGAAGAAAAUAAUCUGUUUUGAAUUAUUUGGAAACUGAAAAACAGAUCUAAUGAAAUAGUAUUAGAAACAGUAGCAGAUACUCUAUAAACAGAGCUGCAGCUGAGAUGAGUUUGCCUUUUUUAAUUUUUUUCUAUUUUGUUUCUUCAACUUGAUUGGCUUCUUGCUGAUUUACAUUCCUUUUAAAGGCAGUGCAGUUUAUGAAACAAUUUGGUUUUGAAGAUUACAGCAGGAUAUGUGGAAAAACAUGUUCAUAAUGGAAAUGCUUGAGCAGAGCCUCAAUGCUGAAAAGUAGGCCUAGUGCAUUGGUAAGGUGAUCACAGAAACUGGCUUGCUGUAAGUUGGUUUGUAAAGUUUUUAAGGUGUUAAUAGUUCAAGCAAAAAUCUAAAUUAGCCUUUACCUGCUUACAGUCAAUCUAUUUUCUGCUGGUGGAGAUGACCUUUUUUUCUAAUGAUGAGGUCUUCUGGCUAAAUAUAUGUAUUAACUAAGGAUGCGUUCUCCCCUUAUCCCUUAGAACCCCAUGGAGUUUGACUAAACAGCACAGUGAUUAAUAAAUGCAACAUCUGCUUUGUUAAGCCUUACUCUUUUACAAACAAAGCAGCAUCUACUAAUUUGAGGGGUUCAUACCAAAUUAUACUGGAAAAGAUUUUAACAAGCAGUCAUACAUUACUGCCACUUUCUAAUUACUGUGUAAUUUCUUUAGGAAAUGGAGUGACUGUUUCAAGGCAGAAACAAAUCUAAAUACUGUGGAUUUUAAAAACUGUACUUACAGUCUGUCACAUUGGUAGGUCAAAACUAUGUUUGUAGUAAUUCUCCAACAGGAAACAGCAGGCUAGAAAACCUUAGUUUGAGGUUGUCAGGCUCAUGUAUGGACUCUGCUGAGGAUGGAAACUUCAUACUCGGUGUCUUCUCAGUAUCAGGUCAGUGUUGUAAUAGAAUAAACUCUCAAAGAGCUUUUGCUACUCUUGUACGAUGUGUGUUUGUAAUACCAGAUGCUCUACAAGGCAUUUGUUUUGAGAUAUUUAUUUAUUGUGUUAUGAGGACCAUGCAUGUGUGAAAGACUCAGCAGUCUUUCAUGUCGUAUGGUAGUUAGGUGAAGUGGCUAUUUGCCUUGUUAAUAUAUUUUGAAAAAUGCAUCAUGCCUAUAGCUAGAGCUGGCUCUAAAGUUCACAGCACUAGUAGAAUUUAGAUGUAAGUCAUCUAUGGAAAAAUACUGGCUGUCACUAACAGCAUUUUGAAAUGCUUUUGUUUACACUGUAUUGCCUGUCAGGCUAGUGACUUGCUUGGGCAUACCUUAACCUAUAGAAACCUGUUGCUUUUGAACUGGAACUAGUAAGUUUUUUUUCUUUUGUUUAAAAGGACAUUGUGUCCUGCUCACUGAAUUUUAGUUUGGGUAACAGAUUUAUGUAAAGAAACAGGGGUUCAUAGCUGAAGAUGACUAACUUCUAUAGUAUGCAAAUCCAUUCCUAACAAGAAAUUGUAUACUAUACUAGGAAAACUACUCAACUACAAAAAAGUUCAAUUUAAGAGACAACUGUUCAUUGAUCUUAAGAGAACUGUGAACUUAAAACUGAGAAAGUGAUCUUAUUAGAAAAUCUUCACAGCGUUAUUGUUUUUUGAACUAUGAAAAUGACACUGUAUCUAAUCUGAAGAGCUCAUAAUGUUUUGAAUUAACAAUCUAUUUUAAAGAACAAACUUUUGUUUUUAUUAUUAAAUAAACAACUUCCUGAAA
This is a messenger RNA of Lagopus leucura (white-tailed ptarmigan), 6542 nucleotides long. RefSeq names its product adenylate cyclase 7 (gene ADCY7). The transcript is spliced from 28 exons. Gene Ontology annotation, molecular function: adenylate cyclase activity. Lineage: Eukaryota; Metazoa; Chordata; Aves; Galliformes; Phasianidae. Gene Ontology annotation, biological process: adenylate cyclase-inhibiting G protein-coupled receptor signaling pathway; intracellular signal transduction; cAMP biosynthetic process. The record is from RefSeq and is a predicted model, not a curated record. Gene Ontology annotation, cellular component: plasma membrane. Bases 639 to 3878 code for a protein of 1079 amino acids.